Molecule: messenger RNA, 693 nt
Organism: Didymosphaeria variabile
Lineage: Eukaryota; Fungi; Ascomycota; Dothideomycetes; Pleosporales; Didymosphaeriaceae
Exons: 4
Coding region: 1-693 (230 amino acids)
Biological process (GO): mRNA splicing, via spliceosome
Cellular component (GO): nuclear speck
Molecular function (GO): RNA binding
Source: RefSeq, a predicted model, not a curated record
AUGUCUCGCGGCGGCACCACGCUUUACGUCACUGGCUUCGGCCACGGGACCCGCGCUCGCGACCUCGCCUACGAGUUCGAACGCUACGGUCGCCUCGUUCGCUGCGACAUUCCUGCGCCGCGCUCCGCGUCCAGUCGACUGUUCGCUUUCGUGGAGUAUGAGAGCCGCCGUGAUGCUGACGAUGCGUAUCACGAAAUGCACAACAAGCGCAUUGGUCGUGACGACUUGUUGAAGAUCGAGUGGGCUCGCACUCCACCAUCCGCUUCAUGGCGCUUUGACUCUGGCCGCGACCGCCCUCGUGGCGAGCGUGGUGAGCGUGGCGAGCGCAGCGAGCGUGGUGGCCGUGGUGGAGACCGCUCGCCGCGUAGUGAGCGUCCUCGUAGCCGCUCUCCUCGCCGUAGCCGUGGCGGUGAUUACUCUCCGCGCAAGGACGACCGUCGGGAGCGGGACUACGAUCGCCGUGAUCGAGACCGAUCCCGGAGCCCUGAAGGUGACCGCGACCGGGAGAUGAAGGAUGUGCGCGAUCGUGACGACGACCGUGAGCGCGAGCGGGACCGCGAUGCCGGCACCAAUGGCGAGGAGCGCAAGAGUGAGCACCCUGUCUCAGCAAAAGAAGACAACCUCCCUCUAAUCGACCACACAGACGAAUCGCCUCCUCCGGCAGCUCACGAAGACUUGGACGUGGCGGAGUAG